Molecule: messenger RNA, 840 nt
Organism: Staurois parvus
Lineage: Eukaryota; Metazoa; Chordata; Amphibia; Anura; Ranidae
Source: the annotation of a GenBank genome assembly
AUGUACAUAAUCACAUUGUCGGGAAACCUUCUACUGAUCACUGUGGUGAGGAUCAACCAAAAGCUACAGACCCCAAUGUACUUUUUCCUAAGCAACCUCUCCUUUAUCGACAUUGGUUUCUCAUCCACUAUUGUUCCCAAAAUUCUCGUAAACACUCUGGUCAAGGACAGAAGCAUCUCCUUGUUGGGAUGUGCAAUGCAAAUGUUUUUUCAUUUGGGUUUAGGAGGAACAGAGUGUGUUAUUUUAGCCGUCAUGGCAUACGACAGGUUUGCUGCCAUCUGCAGACCUUUGCACUACAACACCAUCAUGAAUAAAAUGUUGUGUGCCAGUUUAGUUGUAGGGUCAUGGAGUAUUUGCUUCCUAAACUCUGCCAUCCAUGUUGCCCUCACCUUUCAACUGCCCUUCUGCAAGUCCCACCAUGUCAAUCACUUCUUCUGUGAGGUUCCACCUUUUCUUCGAAUGUCCUGCCGAGAUACUUCACUUAAUGAGAUAGGCAUGUACAUCUCCGCAGGAAUCCUUGGAUUGUUUGCCUUCUGCUUGACUCUUAUCUCAUAUGUCCACAUCAUUUCCACCAUCCUGAAGAUCCGUUCCUCACAAGGAAGACGUAAAGUUUUCUCCACAUGUGGUUCCCACCUGACUGUUGUGGGUCUGUACUAUGGGACCCUCCUUUUUAUGUAUCUGAGACCCCGCUCUAUAAAAACUCCUGAAUUAGACAAAUCUCUGUCCAUAGUAUAUACAGUAGUGACACCCAUGCUGAACCCCCUGGUCUACAGUAUAAGGAAUGAGGAUGUCAAAAACACUGUUAAAAGAACACACAUAAGAAUUUUAAAAAAUAUGUAA